Messenger RNA from Acytostelium subglobosum LB1, 3117 nucleotides. RefSeq lists its product as hypothetical. Bases 1 to 3117 code for a protein of 1038 amino acids. Gene Ontology annotation, molecular function: protein binding. Lineage: Eukaryota; Evosea; Eumycetozoa; Acytosteliales; Acytosteliaceae. Gene Ontology annotation, biological process: signal transduction. The transcript has 11 exons. The record is from RefSeq and is a predicted model, not a curated record.
AUGGUUGAGACGAAUGGUGGAAAAGUUUUAUUCUCUCUUCUUCCCUAUGGAACUGAUUUUGUUGUUGUCAUUGAUGACCACAAUCAGAACGCUUCCAUUCAUCCAAACCUACAAUAUAUCUAUGACAAGGCAACAAAGUAUAAAGUGCCAAUUGUGUCUGACAAAUAUGUAUACGAUUCUGUCAGUGCUACCACUCUGAAAUCAACAACACCUUAUCAGUUCAUCCUAGACACCAAAAUGGAGGCAGUGGACGACAACACCACAAAUAUCAGUGAAGAACUGUCAUCAAAUCUAAACUCUACUGUUCUUGAUGAUAAUGAAUCAUUCAAUGAUAUGUUCGAUCUGUUUAGCAAUUUCGAUGACCCAGUCACUGUACAUGUUGUACCAACCUCCUCUCCAGCUCUCCCUACCCAACCAGAAGCACUUACAGAGGAUCCACCAGAUAUAUUUGAUAUGAAUAUCGAAUCUCCAUACCACAAGAAUCUUGACCACGACAUUGGUAAUGCAUUCAUUUUUGGUCAUCCAUCGGACGGCAGUCUUGAACCUCUCAAUCCACCCAACCGAACGAGAGCAUUAUCAGUCUCACCAUCUGGCCUCAUGACAUAUAUCAACAUGGACAGACAGCUCUAUUGUUGGGGAGUGGAUGCAAAUCGUACUGAUCGACCCACUCGUGCUACACCUCACUCAACAAACAAUUCCACAGCAUUUGUUGAUGUGGCAUCUACAAAGGACAACAUUGUAGCUGUUGACAGCGAUGGCCAUUGUUGGGAGAUCAUCAUUCAAAGUGUACAAAAAGGAAGAAUCAGACUACAGCCACUUGCCGGACUGUCAGUCUCCAUUAGAAUGGUGUCAUGUGGAAAAGAGUUCUGUGCUGCCUUGACAGAGGCUGGAAGAAUAGUGACCUGGGGCACUAAUGACCUUGGACAACUGGGACGUCACACACCAGUCUCCAGAGUCAAACAUCACAUCAAUAGUGUUGGAUACAUUGAUUCAAUGAACAACGUCACCACUGUUUGCUCUGGAGACAACCACACACUGGCCAUCAACUCUAGCAACGAUGUCUAUGGAUGGGGAUCAAACAACCACCACCAACUAUUGGCAGAGAGGAUCAAAUUCCAAGUCCAACCUACAUUGAUUCCACACGAUGGACAAGGCCAGACACGUCCAAUCAAAGUAUUCUGCAAUGUCAACUAUACUAUUAUCAUUAAUGGACAUGGAGUUCAAUCAUUUGGAUACAUUGGAGUCAUUGAACCUCGUUUGGAAACAUUGAAACAAAUGAAUCUCCAUCAGCACUUGGAUCAUUUCGAACUCUUUAAGUACAAGAGUGAGUUUGGUUUCAAGAUCAUCAACCCUUGCCGUACGGCACAUUACUUGAUCACGUUGAACAACCCUGAACUCCUACAGGCUCACCUAUCAACCGAUUUAUCAUUGCUCUCCAAGGACAAUCAAAAUGAGCUGAUCCAUCAUGCCAUCACACAGAACUCACUCAAAUCUCUUCAGGUGCUAUUUAGACUAUUUGAUUCGUACGCCAAUCCAGAAUGUCUGGAGCAGACCAACACCAAGCUCACACCACUCCAUUCAUCAGUCAGGGCAAAGUCACAUGAUAUACAACGAUACCUCCUUGGACAACCACAAUUCAUUCUCUACAUCAAUGCCACUGACAGUUCUGGUAACACUCCACUGCACUAUGCCGUCCAAUCCAAUUCAACAGAGUCUAUGCGAUUAUUGUUGGAGAAGGGCUGUGACAGGAAUGUAAAGAACACUGAUGGUCAGACUUCACUUCAUCUAGCUGUAAAGUCUAACAAUAUAUCAUUGCCAAUGCUAUUACUUAGACAUGGAGCCCAAUCAAUGCCAGAUAGGUUUAUGAAGACUCCACUUCAGUACGCAACAGCACAAUGGAAGCCAGCUCUUCAAAAGAUCAUGUUUGACAACCCCGUAUUCCUGUCCUACGCACACAAGGACAUCAAGUUUGUCAGAGAGUUACGAGUCGGACUUGAAACCUACUCCAUCAGGUGUUGGUUGGAUGAGUAUAGACUACAGGCUGGUUGUGAUUGGCGCGAGGAGAUUACCAAAGGCGUUGAGAACGCUCAGGUCAUCGUCUACACUGUAUCAGAGACAUCAUCAAUAUCACUUUGGUGUAGGAAAGAACUAAAGAUGGCAAGGAAACUUGGAAAGACUAUCAUUGCUAUCUACCUACAUGAUGUUGAGGUGGACCCAAUUCUCAAAGGACUCUUUGACUUUGAACUCAAACCUCAUCAAUCACCAAUGGACUUUGGCUCCAUUCCAAGUGAACAAUGGCUAGAACAUUUUGAACGACUGUCAAAGGUUAUCAAGAGUGUUCUUGGUGGAAGUAAGCUCCAAAGAAAGAGACUGGCCCAAAUGGAGAUCAACUCGAACUAUCCUCAUGGAACUAUCUACUUUAGCUUUAGUAACUCUGAUCUAAAGCUGUUCAAUCUAAUCCGAGAGAUGUUGUUGCUCAAUGGAUUACCUGUGAUUGACCGAGAGCAAAUCUUUGGCAAUUUAGAUACUAUUGUCGCAGAUCAAGAUACCAAAGGCUCUAGGCCCUCACUGGACACAACCAAGCAAUCCAAAAGAGGAAUGCGUCUCAUUACCAAGUACUCAUUCACACAAGACAUCUUUGACUUUGAGACUGAGGUUCCCAUCAUCCAGGUCUACAAUGGAGUGUCAUCAGAUGGAAAGGAUGACAACUCAUCAACAACAACUACAUCAUCAUCAUUGGAGAGUCUACUUAUGGCUACACAACAUGAAUCAGAUUUCUUUGCAAAGGGCACCACUAGCAAAGAGGUUGACCAAGUUAGACCAUACAUCAAUAAGUGUCUUUUACAUUUGGUCCUCUUCACUGACGAUUCAAGUUUGCCUCAUGUGAUGAAAGAGUUGGAGAUGGCCAGACAAAUGGACAAGCAAUUGUUGGUUCUCUCAACCGACAUAAGCCACAAGAGGAGGUGUCCAGAUAUUCUCAAAGGCUUGACGUGGGUCAUCAUCAAUUAUCAACAGGAGGAGGAGUUCAUUGAGAAGAUCAUGUUCAUGUAUGAGCUGCUCUACAGAACCCACACUCUGACCCAAAAGGUGUUGCAUAAACUGAAAAGCACUUCAUAG